Molecule: messenger RNA, 1099 nt
Organism: Diachasma alloeum
Lineage: Eukaryota; Metazoa; Arthropoda; Insecta; Hymenoptera; Braconidae
Gene: Nubp1
Product: cytosolic Fe-S cluster assembly factor NUBP1 homolog
Exons: 6
Coding region: 34-1029 (331 amino acids)
Biological process (GO): iron-sulfur cluster assembly
Cellular component (GO): cytosol
Molecular function (GO): ATP-dependent FeS chaperone activity; 4 iron, 4 sulfur cluster binding; ATP binding
Source: RefSeq, a predicted model, not a curated record
UCUUCGACAGUUGAGGAAGGUCAAGGUUCACGAAUGGCUGUCAGUGAGUCGAUCGUCAUGGCAGAUGUCCCUACCGAAGCUCCAGAACAUUGUCCUGGGACUCAGAGUGAGUCUGCGGGGAAAGCUUCAGCAUGUGCUGGCUGUCCGAACCAGAAUAUCUGUGCGUCCGGGGCCACAAAAGCCCCAGAUCCAGGCAUAGCUCUCGUGAAAGAGCGACUUGAAUGUGUUAAACACAAAAUUCUAAUAUUAUCGGGAAAAGGUGGAGUUGGGAAGAGCACGAUGACCUCGUUGCUCUCGAGGACACUGGCUGCAGACGACCCAGACAGAAACGUCGCUGUUUUGGAUAUUGAUAUUUGUGGGCCUUCACAGCCGAGGGUCCUUGGGGUGCUCGGGGAACAGGUCCAUCAGAGUGGCUCUGGGUGGUCACCGGUCUACAUUGAAGAUAAUUUAUCGUUAAUGUCCAUUGGAUUCCUCCUGGCGAGUCCCAGUGACGCCGUCAUAUGGAGAGGACCAAAAAAGAACGGAAUGAUUCGACAGUUUCUCUCAGAAGUAGACUGGGGAAACCUCGACUAUCUUAUCCUUGACACUCCCCCGGGCACCUCCGACGAGCAUUUAUCCGCCACAACGUAUCUGAAGGGUGCAGGGAUCACUGGAGCUGUUGUGAUAACAACUCCCCAGGAAGUCGCGUUGUUGGACGUCCGGAAGGAAAUUGAUUUCUGCAGGAAAGUGAACAUUCCCAUCCUGGGCACCAUCGAGAAUAUGAGUCUGUUCGUCUGUCCCAAGUGCAAAAACACUGCGGAGAUAUUUCCAGCGUUGACUGGUGGAGCUCGGAAAAUGGCAAAAGAUCUGGAUAUUGAGUUCUUGGGGGCUGUCCCUCUGGAUCCACUGCUGGCGAGGUGCUGCGAUGAGGGGAAGAAUCCACUCACUGACAUGCCUGAGUCACCAGCUGUCGCUGCUGUCAAAACAAUUGUGACCAGAAUAGUCGAGAAGUGCGAAAAAAGUGGGGAGAAUAACACGACUGCUGAGUAGUACGAGGAGUUUUAUAAUAAUCAAUGAAAUGGACUAUUUUUGUCGAAAAUAAAUAUUGUAUUAUAAUCAA